AUGCCAACACUUACGUUAUCUUUUACAGAAGGCAAAACGUUAUCAUUUUACGUGAAAGCUUGCGACAAGGGUAACCCUCCACUUUACGAUGAAGUCCCUGUAAUGAUCGAUAUCGUGCCUCGUCGACCGACACAACCGCUGUUUCUGCAGAACAAUCCUGUAUUGCGGAUUGGCGAAAAUGCCGAGGUGGGCACGUUGGUUGGCCAUCUGAGGUUCACCUCUUACCCGCAGUACAGCGCCGAAAUCGUCAACGACAGACACCGCCGCAUCAAACAAAACUUCAACUUGCACCCAAACGGUAGUUUUUACGUAGCCGGGCCACUCAACCGUGAGGUGACUCCGUUCUAUCGCUUCUAUGUCGCUCUACGAGAUGCGGCUGCUGGCUCCUCCGCGUCCCCUUACGUUGCCAUGACCUCGGUGACGGUCAUUCUGCAGGACGUCAACGACAACAUCCCAAGCUUCGGUACUGAAAAUCUGAAAUUGUUUUUGCCAGAGGAUAUUGCCGUCGGAGCUGCCGUUUUCAAAGUUCACGCGGAUGAUGCUGACGUUGAAGACGCCGGUCGAGUGACUUAUUCGUUUCAUGGCCAGUCAGGACCGUUCAGAAUUGAAGCUGAUUCUGGCUGGAUCUUCUCGACGGCCAGACUUAACAGGGAACGCGUCGAUCGUUAUAGCCUGAACAUCACGGCUGCAGAUUCAGGUACACCGCCACUGAAGUCUGUGCUUCGCCUGCUGAUCGUUGUGCUGGACGUGAAUGACGAAGUUCCACACUUCGAUCGCUCUGUCUACAACUUUUCCGUUGAUGACCGGACUCCGGUGGGUACCAUCGUUGGAGCCGUUCACGCGACCGACAAUGACUUGCCGCCGAACAACCAACUUACUUAUUACAUCAUGGAAGGAAACAUGGAAAGUGGGUGUUUUACAUCUGACGCAGAUUUUGACAACAGCACGCGUAAAACUACAAACAGAAUAUGUCGCUUAAACAUCUAUUAAUG
Molecule: messenger RNA, 992 nt
Organism: Soboliphyme baturini
Lineage: Eukaryota; Metazoa; Nematoda; Enoplea; Dioctophymatida; Soboliphymatidae
Source: the annotation of a GenBank genome assembly